This is a messenger RNA of Cylas formicarius (sweet potato weevil), 768 nucleotides long. RefSeq lists its product as uncharacterized. The coding region runs from base 98 to 589 and encodes 163 amino acids. The record is from RefSeq and is a predicted model, not a curated record. The transcript is spliced from 3 exons. Lineage: Eukaryota; Metazoa; Arthropoda; Insecta; Coleoptera; Brentidae. Gene Ontology annotation, molecular function: chitin binding. Gene Ontology annotation, cellular component: extracellular region.
UGUGAAUAACUUGGAUCGUAAACAUAAUGAUCGUAAUCUUACUGAGACUAUGUCGGUCCAUAUUUAUAGUCUCCUCGUUGCAGUAUACUAAAUUAAAAUGUCCCUCUUUGUUGCCAACAUACUGUUGAUAUUCGUGGCAAAUGCAAAAGGCUUUGUAGUGUCACAAGAAGAUCCAGUACUGCCCGUACAGGAAAUCGAUCCAGCCAAUCCCAAUUACAUUAUUAGAACAUUGCCAAACAAUGAAGUCGAUAUUAUCGGGUGUCCCAGGCACACCUACUUCGACAGAAAUACCCUAACUUGCCAGAUCUUCGAAACCUACGCUGCGAAAAAAAAUUCGUGGGACCAAGAUCCAAAGUCAUCGCUGUGCAAAGAUGGAAACGGUUUCCCACAACUGGGAAUUUUCCCGAAUCCCAACGAUUGCGGGUCCUUUUUGCAAUGUGGACCGGGAACGUGGAACAUAAUGAAAUGUGCGCCGGGAACCAUGUUCAACAAACAAACCUUAAGGUGCGACUAUCCAUAUCAAGCAUGCUGUUGUGAAUUUCUCCCCGAAGACGAUACCAAACUGGUCGGGCCGGAAAACCUCAGUUGAGACAAAACUGUCGAAAUAAAGUGAAAACAUUGUUGAACUUAUCUUGCAUAAAAAAUAUUUUGGCGAUACAACUUUAUUGAUGAUUACUUGAUGAAAAUCCAUUUAACACACUUAAAUUAAAACCCAAAAUGUUCAGAGUUUCACAGUUAUUAUAACAAACAUGACAAUAUUUUUACAUC